This is a messenger RNA of Dendrobium catenatum, 564 nucleotides long. RefSeq lists its product as uncharacterized. NCBI's taxonomy places the organism in Eukaryota, Viridiplantae, Streptophyta, Magnoliopsida, Asparagales, Orchidaceae. The transcript has a single exon. The record is from RefSeq and is a predicted model, not a curated record. The coding region runs from base 1 to 564 and encodes 187 amino acids.
AUGGACAUCUCAAUUUCAGAAAUUUGUCGAGUCACUUUUUCCAUUGGUAAACAUUAUGUCUGCGAGGUGUCGUGCGACAUCCUUAAUAUGGAUGUUUGCCACAUCAUUCUGGGGCACCCGUGGCAAUUCGAUGUUGGUGUAAUCUAUGAUGGGAGAUCAAACUCCUAUUCUUUGGAGUGGAAGGGAAGACCCCUCAAGUUGAUGCCUUACCUCAAUGACAGAGUUGAGUCAUCUGGCACCAAACCUGCUAUAAUGCAACUUGUCUCUGGAUCAGCUCUCAUUCACGCCAUCCAGGAGACACAUACUUUGAUAGCACUGAUAGUUAAGGAGCAACCUACAGCAGAGCAACACGGUGAGAUUCCCAUUGAGGUUAAACAGUUACUGGAUCAGUUUGCGGAUGUGGCUCUUGCAACAUUACCUGCCGUGUUACAACCACUCCGAGCUCUUCAACACAAAAUCGAUUUGAUAUCGGGAGCAACUCUGCCGAAUGCACCGCACUACCAAAUGAGUCCCAAAGAUCAUGCUAUCCUUCAAGAGCUUGUAAAAGACUUACUGGAAAAAUAA